Chenopodium quinoa (quinoa) is the source of this 1530-nucleotide messenger RNA. Its product is annotated as probable BOI-related E3 ubiquitin-protein ligase 2. The record is from RefSeq and is a predicted model, not a curated record. Lineage: Eukaryota; Viridiplantae; Streptophyta; Magnoliopsida; Caryophyllales; Amaranthaceae. Bases 179 to 1285 code for a protein of 368 amino acids. Gene Ontology annotation, molecular function: ubiquitin-protein transferase activity. The transcript is spliced from 2 exons.
ACCCUUUUAUUUUCUCUGUUCUUCGUUCAUUGUUUUGUUUCUUAGCCUCCAUACACAUACCUUUUCCUCAGGACACCAUCAUUCUAGAGAGAGAAAAUCUCCGUUUCUCAUUUUCUUCUGUGGUUUAUAACAACACAAUCGUUUAUUUGAUUUGUGUUUUUAAGAAAAAACGUGAAAAAUGGCCAUACAAGCUCAGAUGUACCCCGAUAAUCUUGGUUUACCAUUGUUGGGUGGUGGCAACGGUGGUGGUGUUGGUGGUGGUGUUGCGCAACAAGAUUGGUUGUUGUUGGCGAACAACCAUAUGAACAACAACAAUAACAGCAACAGCUUUUUUAAUGGUUGUGGGUUUAAUGAGUUUACUGGUAAUAGUAAUCUUCAACAACAGAAGCAACAGCAGCAAUUUCAAUACCAGCAGCAACAACAACAACAAGCGUUGUUACAACUUCAGCAACAGUAUUUGGCUCAACUUCAACAACAACAACGUGAUUCUUGUGUUAGUAAUAUUAAUAAUGACGGUUUUGUGUUUUUGUCAUCGUCAAAAAACUGUACAACCACAACAACUGCUACAACGCCAACCGCUAGUACCACUACAAGUGGAAGUUGUGAUUAUCAGAUGCCAAUGAAUUUUUCACCGAGUUUUUCUGAUCAACUCGAAAAACAGAGGCAGGAGAUUGAUAGAUUCAUUACUUUACAGAAUGAGAGGCUUAAAAUGACAUUACAAGAACAGAGGAAACAGCAAUUAGGAGCAAUAAUGAGGAAAUUAGAAGCGAAAGCAAUGCAAUUAUUGCGUCAAAAAGACGAAGAAAUUGCAAGAGCAACAAAAAGAACAAUGGAUUUAGAAGAAAUAAUCCGAAAAAUGGAGAAUGAAAAUCAAGAGUGGCAAAGAUUGGCAACAGAGAAUGAAGCAAUGGUGUUAACAUUGAACAACACAUUGGUGCAACUGAAAGAACAACAAGCAGGUUGUUUGACAACAACGUCAUCAUCAUGUUGUUCGAAUGAAGUUGACGAUGCAGAAUCAUGCUGUAAUGUUGUUGACAAUAGCAACAAUGAGUUUUCCAAUAAAAAGAGGAAAAGAGAUGAAACAGGGGUAGUUGUUGCAGAAACAGGGGAAAAGAGAGAGAAAACAGGGGAAGUGUUGUGCAAAGUUUGCAAAACUGGAAAAUCGUGCGUGUUGUUGUUGCCUUGCAGGCAUCUGUGUUGCUGCAAAGGAUGUGAAUCUUUUGUUGAUGUUUGUCCUGUUUGUAAAUCUGUAAAAAUGGCAAGCAUUGAAGCUCUUAUUUCAUGAAAAUAGAUAGGAGAGGAAAAAAAAAACAGAUUUUUUUAUUUAAUUUUUUUUAGGAAAAUUUGUCUAGAUUUGAUCAGAGUAAAAAAGAAAAAAGAAAACGGGUGAAAUGAAUUGAAAAAAUACCCCAUUUUGAUCCUUUGUUACUGUUAUUUUAGUCUUUUGGUAAAUACUAUUUUGUCCUUUUUGACAGAUAAAAUCAGAGGUGAGUGGAGGGAAAUCACAAUCAAUUGAACAGAAUUUUAGUA